AUGCUGAGGGCAGGAGUCCAUAACCGAGCCCUCACCUGCUCUGGGCGACCCCGGAAUCCCCUCGGGCUCCCACCCAGCUCUACGCCAGGGUCUCGGGAGGCCAGGGACGACCUACCCACCCAGCUCUCCAGGGGGGACCCCGAACCCUCGGCGGGAGGGCCUGGUGACCCGGCUUCCGGAUACCACGUGUCCCCGCUGUCGGCCUGCGGACGGACGGAAGCACCAGGGCACCGCGGGCACCAGCGCCUGCCCAUCGGCUCCAAAGAGCGGACCCCGUCGGCCGCCCGGCCCCGACUCGGGCUCGCACCGCGCCCGCCGUCCUCCCGCUGCGCCGCGGCCCCGCCCAGCUCGGGGGCGGGGAGUCCGCCCAGGGCCGGGCGUCGAGUCCCGGGGCGGGGGCGCGGGGGCGCCGAACGUCCUGCCGGCACCGCGGAGCCGCCCGGGCCCGGGGACGCCGCGCAGAGCCGAGGCGCGGACGGAGCGCGGCCGGGACGGGCGCGGGCGCGCGCGAGCAAGCGCCGGCGGCGUGAGGGCGCGGCGCAGGUGCGGCCGUGCGCCGACGCGGCGGGCCGUACGCACGCACGCGCGCGCGCACGCAGGGGCCGCGGGGGCAGGCGCAGGCGCGGUGGGGACGAGGAGGGCGCGGCGCAGGCGUAUUGGCCGCGCGGGCGAUGGGCGGGGUGUGGACGGCGCUGCGAUGGCUGCCCGCGGGUGUCGGACCGGCGAAGCCCCCGGCGCCUCUCAGAGCCCGGCCUCCUGACGCCGCCAGUGGGCGGGGUCGCCCGGGCCGCCGCCGCCGCUGUCAUGUAUCCGCCGCCGCCGCCGGCGCCGCAUCGGGACUUCACCUCGGUGACGCUGAGCCUCGACCAGAGCUACGACGGCAGCAAGAGCUGGCGGCGGCGCUCGUGCUGGAGGAAAUGGAAGCAGCUGUCGAGGUUGCAGCGCAACGCGAUCCUCUUCUUCCUCUCGUUUCUCGGGCUCUGUGGGCUCCUGUCCUGCAUCAGCGCGGCCGACCAGUGGAGAGCCGUGAACAGCAGGUCAGCGGAAGAGCGCAAGGCGAGACCAGCAGAUCCGCCCGUCUUGCCGGCCCCUCACAAGGCAGAUGCUCACCCAGACAGCUCGCGGGGGGUUUCACCCCAGAAGCCUCAGAGGCAUUUCCGGCGGGGACCACCCCACCUGCAGAUCAGAGCCCCCGAUAAAGACCCGAAGGAGCAGAGGCAGGAUGACGCCGGGCGGAGGGACGAGGUGGUGGGCGACGCUCGUCAGGAAGAAAGCACGCAGAGAACGGUGGUCAGCUGGAGGGGCGCGGUGAUCGAGCCCGAGCAGGGCACCGAACUUCCUUCGAGAAAGGCACAGGGCCCCCCCACCAAGCCUCCCUCGCCGGCCCCCGGGAGUCAGAACCAACCAGCCUCCCCGAACGAGCGUCAGAGGGCCGUGAUAGACGCCUUCCGCCACGCGUGGACCGGAUACCGCAAGUUCGCCUGGGGCCACGACGAGCUGAAACCCGUGUCCAGGUCCUUCAGCGAGUGGUUUGGCCUGGGACUUACGCUGAUCGACGCCCUGGACACCAUGUGGAUUCUGGGCCUGAAGAAAGGUAUCUGCUCGUGCCCUCGCCGGCGGCCAAGUGCCCCCGGCGCGUGUGACGCUCGGGCGCGGGCGUGAGCGAGCCGUGCCCCG
Hyaena hyaena (striped hyena) is the source of this 1677-nucleotide messenger RNA. RefSeq names its product endoplasmic reticulum mannosyl-oligosaccharide 1,2-alpha-mannosidase-like. Gene Ontology annotation, biological process: N-glycan processing; carbohydrate metabolic process. The record is from RefSeq and is a predicted model, not a curated record. The coding region runs from base 1 to 1662 and encodes 553 amino acids. Gene Ontology annotation, molecular function: mannosyl-oligosaccharide 1,2-alpha-mannosidase activity; calcium ion binding. Gene Ontology annotation, cellular component: membrane; endoplasmic reticulum. The transcript has 9 exons. NCBI's taxonomy places the organism in Eukaryota, Metazoa, Chordata, Mammalia, Carnivora, Hyaenidae.